Molecule: messenger RNA, 1863 nt
Organism: Camelina sativa (false flax)
Lineage: Eukaryota; Viridiplantae; Streptophyta; Magnoliopsida; Brassicales; Brassicaceae
Source: RefSeq, a predicted model, not a curated record
GUCUAAAUCAAGUUUUGGCCUAUCCGGUUCGAUUUUGUUACACAUGAAGAUGAUUUCCUAAUAGGACUAGUAUAAUACCUAAAUCUAGAUUGAUUUACAGAAUAUAUACAGCUAUACGAAUUCAGCUAAGUUUAAGGAAUAUAUAUUUAUCCAGUAUAUAAUAAAGAGUAAUAAUUAACAAGGAAGGCUAGCUCUUUGAGUUUUCUUGGAGCUAGCGUUUUGUGCUAAUGAGGAAUUCACAGGUUGAUUUGCCUUAUCUUCCUGAUGAUUUGUGGUUGAACUGUUUAGCCCGUGUCUCCAGAUUGUACUACCCGAUUCUCUCCAUAGUUUCCAAGAGAUUCCGCUCCCUCGUGGAAUCGCUUGAGCUUUACGAGAUCCGAACGCUCUUAGGAAACAUCGAGAAUUGUCUUUAUUUGAGCUUAGGUUUCAGUUCUGAUCAAUCUGAUGCACGCUGGUUCACUUUAUGCAAGAGAACAACUCGAAACCCUAACCCUAACUUUAACUCACGAUGGUUCGCUUCCUGCUUUAGACCACAUAGUAUCCUAACGAAUCACACUAUGGUCUCAGUUCCAACUUACAAUCUCACUUCUUCGACUGAGUCGACUCGUAUCGCCAUUGGUUCUAAUAUAUAUAUGAUUGGCGUAUUAGGAGAUGGCGCCUUCUCGUCUAGGAUCUUAUUCAUGGACUGCCGGUCUCAUACUUUACAGAAAACUCCAAGCAUGCAGACGGCCAAAAAGAAUCCCUUAAUUAGGGUUCUUGAUGGGAAGAUAUAUGUAGUGGAAGGAUGCAAUGAUCCUGAUUACUCGACAUUUAUCGAGUGUUUUGAUCCCGAAACCCAAACAUGGGAGCAUGUGCCGAGCCCUAGCGCGGAGAUACGUGGUAGGUACGUAUCAACAAGUUUAGUUUUGGACGGGAAGCUUUACCUGUUUGGGGAUAAAAAUCUGGUUUACAAGCCCAUAGAAAAUAAAUGGGAUGUGGUAGGAUUAGAGAUACCUUUGCGUUGGAAUCCCACUGAUUUUGCUGGCGCAGUAGUAGACAACGUAAUCUACUCUUAUGGAAGACGUAGUGUGGUAUGGUACGACUCAGAGAGAAGACAGUGGAGAUAUUUGAAGGGUUUGGCAAAACUACCAAAAUUACCGAAAUUACCAAAUCAAGGUCUUUUUGUUAGAUUGGUGGGUUAUAGUGGAAAAAUUGUGGUUUUGUGGGAGAAUGAUGUGCGUGGUACAGAUCCUAAGAAGAAGAUGAUUUGGUGUGCCGAGAUUGCUCUUGAAAGGCGUAAUGGACGUAAGGUUUAUGGGAAGAUUGAGUGGUGUGAUGUUGUGCUUACUGUCCCCAAGUCAUGUUCUUUAUUGCAUUUUAUGACUGUUACUGUUUGAAGAAUGAAUUAAUACAUUAGUUCACAUUACUCAUUAGUACCAUUUUCUUUCUUUCCAGUUUCAUUGAAUGAUUUUCUAUACAAUGCAUCAACUGUUGUUCUGUUUCUCUCUUAUAACAAAACUCUAUUUUCGGUUUGUUCUCAUUUCUUUACCCUAUUUCACUCUGUUUUUGACUCCCAAACCAACCCAUGUCAAAAUUUGUUCGUUUUUGCUCUUGGAAAGUUUUGGAUACUUCAAACAUAUAUUGGGAUGCAAUAUCUAUUUGUGGUGAAAAAGUAAUCAAAUGUUCCUACACAAUGUACGUAAAGCAAAGAGUAGAAACUUCGAUUGCGCUUGAAACACUAAACGUUCUAAUCGGGAUUUACCAGAGGAUUUGGUGUGAUGCGACUCCGCCUAAAAGGCGCAUCGGAUAUGGGAAAGUCUAGUGGUGUGAUGUGGUGGUUACACUUUCCGAGCAAUAUGAUAUUGUGAAUGUAAAAAAAAAAAA